AUGAGCAAACAAAAAUCGACAACAACUGUUAUCAGUGGUGCAGCAGCGAUGCCUAGCACCACCACUAUGAUCAACGCGAACAAUCGUGCUGCUGCUGUGUUGUCUCGACCUAUGCGUCGGGUUCUUCAAAAUUUCCUUUUGGUAUGGCUCGAUGCCAAUUUGCAAGAAUCAGAUAACGAUUUUAAGAAUUCAUUGCAACAUCUUCGAAAAAUUGUGGCAUCCAUCACAACGUUUACGGAUGCCCAAGAAUGUGUUAAUUUCCUUAGUGAAAUCAAAAAAGAAAAGAUAUUUAUGAUCGUAUCAGGUUCCUUGGGUCGUCAGAUAGUACCAGAAAUCGAAGUAUGGCCACAACUGGAAGCAAUUUAUGUGUUUUGCGGCAACCAAUCAGUUCAUGAACAAUGGGCUAAAAAAAUAAGCAAGGUUAAGGGUGUAUACACAAAAAUUGAACCAAUUUGUCAAGCACUUGAAAUCGAUCGACAACGAUGUGAUCAAGCUAUGAUCCCGAUCAGCUUUAAUGGUCGUGAUGCAUUAUUUAUGUAUACACAACUUUUAAAAGAAGCACUCUUGGAGAUCGAAGAUGACGAUAAAAAAUCCAUCAAAGAUUUGGUCGAUUACUGCCGUGAACAGGAUGAUAUUUCUGAAGAUCAAAUUAAACAAAUAGAACGUGAAUAUCGUAAUCAUACACCAAUAUGGUGGUAUACGGCUGAAACAUUUUUAUAUCCAAUGCUGAAUCGGGGACUCCGACAAAUGGAUGUUGACAUCAUCCUUAAAAUGGGCUUUUUCAUACGUCAUUUACAUCACCAUAUUACCGAACUACAUCGCGAACAAAAAGCCAACAUACCAACAAAUUUUCAAGUCUUCCGUGGACAAGGUUUGUCCAUGGAAGAUUUUGAAAAAAUGAAAAAAACCAAAGGAGGACUUAUGUCCUUUAAUAAUUUUCUGUCAACAAGUCGUAAUCGUGAGAUAUCUUUCAACAACUUUGCACGACCAGCAGCAUUUAAUACAAAUACAGUUGGCAUCCUUUUCAUUAUGAACAUUGACACGGCUAUUUGCACGAAAUCCUCAACACCAUUUGCUGAAGUAAACAACGUUGGUUACUACAAAGAUAAAGAGGAAGAAAUACUAUUUUCAACACAUGCGAUUUUUCGUAUCGAUCGCAUUGAACAAAUUCACGACAAUCACUCUGAUCGGCUAUACGAAGUUACUCUCACUAUUGUGGGUAAUCAAGAUGAUGACUUUAAUAAACUCACAGCACACAUACGCGAAGAUGUCAACUCGAAAGCACCAAAACGAGGAUGGUCACAACUAGCUUUCAUACUUCUCAAACUGGGCGAGCCUGCAAAAGCUGAGAAGCUCUACAAGAUACUCCUCCCUCAGGCAACUUCUGAUACGGCUCGAGCAGAUUACAACCAUAAGCUUGGCUGGGCGUAUAAUGACAUGGGCGAGUACUCAAAAGCACUUUCAUCGGACCAACGAUCACUUGAAAUCCGUAAAAUAGCUCUCCCUCCGAAUCAUCCCGACUUGGCUUCUUCCUACCUCAGCAUAGGUACGGUGUAUGCUAACAUGACCGAGUACUCAAAAGCACUUUCAUCAUAUGAACGAUCACUUGAAAUCCGUAAAAUAACUCUCCCUCCGAAUCAUCCCGACUUGGCUGCUUCCUACAUCAACAUCGGUAUAGUGUAUAAUAACAUGGGCGAGUACUCGAAAGCACUUUCAUCGUACGAACGAUCAUUUGAAAUCCAGAAAAUAGCUCUCCCUCCGAAUCAUCCCGACUUGGCUGCUUCCUACCUCAACAUCGGUUCGGUAUAUCAUAGCCUGCGCGAGUACUCGAAAGCACUUUCAUCGUAUGAACGAUCACUUGAAAUCCAGAAAAUAGCUCUCCCUCCGAAUCAUCCCGCCUUGGCUUUUUCCUACAACAACAUCGGUUCGGUGUAUAAUCACAUGGGCGAGUACUCGAAAGCACUUUCACAUUUCGAGAAAGCUCAAGAAAUUCGGAAAAUAUCACUGCCUCCAACACAUCCUCAUAUUGCUCUGGUGAAAAGCAACAUUGAAAUUGUAAAAAAGAAAAUGUAAUUGUUUUUUUUUUCGUUUUUAAAAGGUAAAUAAAUUGCUCUUCUUGAACCCAAACCUCGCCCAAGCAAGCAGCUGCAAAAUUUCGCGCACGCGCGACCAGAGAUACCCUCCGUAUUCUGCUGGCUCGUACAGUGGACAAAGCCGGCAAUGGUUAGGCAAACAUACAUCGAUGUAUGUAUGAAUAGUACAACCAUGAUCAUCAUCUUCGAAAAGACGAUGACGAAAUGGACGCUUCUAUUCAUGCAUACAUUGAUGUAUGCUAGGAAGGCCUACCAUCUGCACGCCUGCACGGGUCACCAACAGAACGUCAGACAUCCCUGGGAAGGUUCAAUUGUUUUAGAGCCACCCUCAAAAGCUCCAUUAGUUAGAAAAUUAUUUUUAUUCUUCUGUUACGAAGAACGACAAGAAGUAGAAACGGAAGAAAGUAAAGGUAUGAAAACGGAAAGACGCGAUGAAGGACGACAUCGACGUAACGGAAUCAUAAUACGCAGAGCACGAUAACAACCGAUGUUUGUCAAGCAAUGGAAUAUUAAGUGCACGAUAUCUUUGUCGUCUUUAAAUAUUUCAUGUUCAAUGCGUCUGUGUUUUGGUAUUGUCCCGAAAUUCGGAAGAAAAAAUCCGGAGGAAAAAAUCCGGAAAAAAAUAAAUCUGGAAAAAAAAAUCCGGAAAAAAAAAAUCUGGAAAAAAAAAUCCGGAAAAGAUAAAAUCGGGAAAAAUUCUGUAAA
Messenger RNA from Rotaria sp. Silwood1, 2798 nucleotides. The record is from the annotation of a GenBank genome assembly. NCBI's taxonomy places the organism in Eukaryota, Metazoa, Rotifera, Eurotatoria, Philodinida, Philodinidae.